AUGAUGAUAAACAACAGAAAAAAAUAUUUAUCCUAUGAUAUUAGAUUAACUAAAUUUGAUGUAGAUACUAAUUAACAAGAAUAUUAGAAUUUAAAUUAUACAAAUUCCACUGGAAAAUAUACAUUUCCUAUACAAAAUAUAAGUGAAGUGGAAUUGAAUCUAAAUGUUACAAUUAAUAAAGUAUUUAAUCAUUUAAUAUUUUUAGAAUGAUUAUUAUGAUUUAGAACAUGUUAUGGUUAAAGAAGAUGAAAUACUUAAUGAUAUGAAAUACUAAUUAAUAGUACAUUCAGAAAAUUAAACUCUUGUACUCAAUGAAACACAUUCAACUUCAUUAAAAUGUAGAUUUAAGAGUUAAUAAAUCUAAUGUAAUGGCUAUUUAGAAUCAAUCAUUAAUAAUGGUUAUAAGGAACUUCAAUUUCAAUUACUAAUCUUCCAUCAUAAUGCAUUAGCUAUUCAUUCACAAACUUUGACUUUGCUAUAUGAAAAUAAUCAAUACUAUACUAUGAUUUUAAUUUUUUAAGUAAAUUUAUAUUAUAUUAAUAUAUUAUAGGUUCUUUUUCUAUUUUUGAUAAUAUAUGGCAUUUAUUAUUUCUUUAGCAAUUUGAGUGAUUAUCCAAAAUAAAUUUGGCCAAAAAUGUAUUUACUUCUAUAUAAUUAGACAUUAAUGGCUAUUGAUUUUAUUAAUAGGAAUGGUUCUUUAUAAUUUUCCAAUCCUACUAAUUAGAAAUCAUUUUGGCUAAUUUGUUCACUAUUAUUAGAAUUUAGUAGAAUUAUUCAUUUAAUCAGGAUUAUUUUAUUUUUGGCUAUAAAUAUUUGAAUUAGAAUAAACAUAAUCUUCUGAUGAUGAUGGAUAAAUCAAUUAAAAAUAAUUCAGUAUUUGGAAUGUGUUAAAAUUGCUAUUAGUUAUUUUAUAUACAGUUCCAUAAGCAUUAAUGGAUACAUUUAUAUUUAUAAUGCAAGAAGAAUUAAUGUAAUAUGAUCCUAGAGUUGAAAUUCCAUUUUAUAAUACUUACUUGAAAUUUGUAAUUUUAAGUUUAAUAGGAUAUUCUGUAUGUUAUGUAUUUCUUUUAUUCAAAUCUUUUAAUCGAAAAGAGUAAGCAAUCUUAAUAACUGAACCUCGAAUUAAUGAGAAUGAGAAAUAACAUGAUCCAUUUUAUGAAGGUUAAUAAAUAAAAGAAUCAGAGGGUUAAGGAGAGAUUAGAAAUUAUAAAUUACUGCAUGUUUUAUCUACUAUUUGUUUUUCUGCCUUAGUUUAUUAUCAAUUAGUGACAAUAUUGGAACCAAUUGUAUUAACUAGUUCUAGUACUAUUAAUGAAUGGGCAUUAAUAAAUAUAUAUUUAUGUAUGAUUGUACAAUUAUAUAUGCCUUACAAUCAACCAUUUGAAGAUGAAUAACAAUAAUAAAUGUAUGGAGAUGUAGAAAUGGAUGAUUAUAAUAUGUAAUAAUAAUAAUUAUUUAUUAUUUUAGUAAGAGUACUAGAGUAAAACAUAAAAAUUUAGCCAAUAAGAAAUUUUAUACAAAGUAAAAAGAUGAACAGAUAAGUUAAGAAGAUAAUAUUCUAAUAUGA
Messenger RNA from Paramecium primaurelia, 1567 nucleotides. Lineage: Eukaryota; Ciliophora; Oligohymenophorea; Peniculida; Parameciidae. The record is from the annotation of a GenBank genome assembly.